AUGUCUGCCCAAAACUCUGCAGGCAUUCAGACGCUGCUUGAUGCUGAGCGGGAAGCAUCCAAGAUUGUGCAAAAAGCCCGAGAAUUUCGUACGAAGCGCGUGCGUGAAGCUCGCGACGAGGCGAAGAAGGAGAUUGCAGAGUAUAAAGCUUCCAAGGAGGAGGAGUUUAAGAAGUUUGAGUCCGAGCACAGCAGAGGAAACCAGCAGGCUGAGGAGGAGGCGUCCAAGGAGGCGGACCAGGAGAUCAAGGUGAUUAAGGAGGCGGGCACAAAGGGACAGGAUGGGGUGGUGAAGAAUCUGCUUAGUGCGGUGUUUGACGUGCACCCCGUUCCGCCUGAGAAGGAGUAG
This is a messenger RNA of Pochonia chlamydosporia 170, 348 nucleotides long. RefSeq names its product vacuolar ATPase. NCBI's taxonomy places the organism in Eukaryota, Fungi, Ascomycota, Sordariomycetes, Hypocreales, Clavicipitaceae. The coding region runs from base 1 to 348 and encodes 115 amino acids. Gene Ontology annotation, molecular function: proton-transporting ATPase activity, rotational mechanism. The record is from RefSeq and is a predicted model, not a curated record. Gene Ontology annotation, biological process: proton transmembrane transport. Gene Ontology annotation, cellular component: vacuolar proton-transporting V-type ATPase complex. The transcript has 6 exons.